Cicer arietinum (chickpea) is the source of this 1013-nucleotide messenger RNA. Its product is annotated as small ribosomal subunit protein uS9c. NCBI's taxonomy places the organism in Eukaryota, Viridiplantae, Streptophyta, Magnoliopsida, Fabales, Fabaceae. The record is from RefSeq and is a predicted model, not a curated record. Gene Ontology annotation, biological process: translation. Gene Ontology annotation, molecular function: structural constituent of ribosome; RNA binding. Gene Ontology annotation, cellular component: ribosome; plastid small ribosomal subunit.
UAUCUUUUCCCGUUUUAUAGAAGAAAAUAAAAAAACCAUUAUCCCCUUUCUCUGGCUACAUCCAUUCAUCAGUGUCCAAAACCAUGGCGGUUUCCUUAUCAUCUCUCACAGCUACUCUUUCUUCACUCUCAUUUUCCUCCAACAUCUCUCAUAAACCAACCACUCUUUCUCUCUCCAGAACCCUCUCCCGCUCUCCCAAAUUCUCUUCAUUCUCUCUUUCCGCAACAUCACUCGUUGCUCCUUCCGAACCGGAAAUCGACGACCUCCGAAAAUACGUCAAAUCAAGACUUCCCGGUGGAUUCGCCGCUCAAACUAUCAUCGGUACUGGUCGCCGGAAAUCUGCCGUCGCUCGGGUUGUUCUCCAGGAAGGAACUGGCAAAAUUGUCAUUAAUUACCGUGACGCAAAGGAAUAUCUUCAGGGAAAUCCGUUGUGGCUUCAAUACAUUAAGGUGCCCUUAAUAACUUUGGGAUAUGAAAAUAGUUAUGAUGUAUUUAUUAAAGCUGAGGGUGGUGGCCUCUCCGGCCAGGCACAGGCAAUCACCCUUGGCAUUGCUCGUGCGUUGCUAAAGGUGAGUGAAGGUCAUAGAGUACCUUUGAGACAACAAGGGCUUCUGACCAGAGAUUCUAGAGUUGUUGAGAGGAAGAAAGUUGGUCUCAAGAAAGCUCGUAAAGCCCCUCAAUAUUCCAAACGUUGAUGUUGGAGUUUUUCAUAUAUGGUCUGGUCUGUCUUUUUCUUUCUUCUCUGUAUUCUUGUAGUUGGUUACUUGCGGUUUCAGAACUAUCAAUUGUAGGUUUCCCCUGAGGCAUCUGUAUACGGAAUCCUGCCCUUUGUUUUCAUAUUUCUUAUUCGCUUGAUUGUAUUGAAUUGCGAAAUGUAGGUAAUAGCCAGUCAAGAUAACCUUUUUACUAUGUCGAAGGUCUCAUUAUGUGUAUUUGUUCCCGAAUUAGGUGUAUUGAAAGCCUGUGAAAAGAUUGUUUCUGAAUAUCUCAACUAUCUGUAAAAUUUCUGACGA